This is a messenger RNA of Tuber aestivum (summer truffle), 1487 nucleotides long. Lineage: Eukaryota; Fungi; Ascomycota; Pezizomycetes; Pezizales; Tuberaceae. The record is from the annotation of a GenBank genome assembly.
UCAUGUUAUCGGUAUAAAUAUCGCAGCCAACUUUUCUCAAAAGAUGCCAACACCAAGACAGCGAGCAAUGGCAGCUUCUUCUGAGACUCGUGCUCUUCUACCAGCUAUACCCGCGAGAUCAGGCACUGAUCCUACUUCGUAUUUCUGGCGAUUCACUACCCGUCUGCCCCCACUCCCCGCGGAAUAUCACCAGCGACUCCGCUCGGCUGUCAUAGAGGGAGACCCCCUAGAUGUCGCCAAGGAUUGGCAAAACUAUUCUUUCCAGCCCAACAAUUCCCAAACCCCCGCGAACCCGUUCCCAUUUCCACCGCCCUCAUCCUACACGCACACUUACUCGAACAGAGCUCUCUCCGGCCAGCGGGCUCCACCGGUCCACUUCCAGAGCAUGGGGGAGGGCGGAAUGUCCAAUAGAAUACUAGUGCUCAAUACAGCAAAUGAAAAAAAACCAGGAGGGGAAUGGGAAGGUGGCGUUUUGUCCCAAGAGGAGGGUUUCGCCAGGCGCUCGAAUCUCAUACAGGCCCUAACAACGACAGACCCCCGAUCAGGCCUACAGACAUAUUACCCACUCGAAAACACGAGCGGAAUAUAUUCGCCCAAUGUUGUCGUCUUCAGGGAAGGUUUUGACAAAGAUUACGAGAUGUGGCGAGACGAGGAGUGGACGACACUGGCGAUCGUUUCCGCACCAGCGGUCCGGAGGCCAAAAGUUGAUGAAUCAGGGCUCCACUAUUCCUUCACAGAGGAGAGGCAAUUGCAACGCGAAAAGAUGAAGAGUGUGCUGAGGAUAGCUGCUUUAAAUGGCCAUACAAAUUUAGUUUUGGGGGGGUUCGGCUCCUGCGGACCUGAAGGAAGUGGCGGUGGCCUGUACAAAAAUCCUGUCCGGGACGUCUGCCUUCUUUGGAAAGACCUACUUUUCGAAGAUGAGGAAUUCAAAGGAUGGUUUAAGAACGUUGUUUUUGCUUUUGGAAAAGGAGGUGGAAGUUGGAUGAAAGAAGACGGCAAUAGUAUUGAGGAGUUUAAGCAAUUUUUCGGCUAGAGUGGCAAUUGCGGUGGAGGUCGGUCUGUGCUUAAUUUGUGCAACUGUCCCAACUUUUGUUCCCACUGGUGGGGUCUCACUAUCCCAGCAGUUCCCUAGUUGUGUUUCCGGAGCUGGCUAGAAAGUUUCGUUGGUGUUUGCGUAGGGUUUAUGAUCAUGAGGGUGUUUUUCCCAACUUUUUUCAUUUUUUUCGGAGAGAUAUCUUUUCUGGGAUUUUUUUACCGUAUUCAUACUUACCUGUUAACCCCCUUCCAAAAUACUCACAGGGUUUAGAAGGCCAAAGCCAUUGGUGUUGCCGGGUCUUGGCUGGGUCGUUUGUUGGUUUGCUGGUUUCUUUUAAGAUUUCCUAUUAUUAUUGACACAAUAUCUAUGAUUUCUUUGAGUAACAACUAGAAUUUGUACUACGAAGUAACGACAUUAAAUGUAUCUUUAUCUUUAUCUGCGGUCAAGGUUG